GCGGCUCGUUUCGCGUCACCGAAAAGGAUGAGAAUAAGUAUAACGAGAAACUGGAAAAAGCCAAGUCUAUGGCCACCCGUCACCUCAUACUCGUCCGUCACGGGCAGUACAACCUGAGCGGCGAGACAGACAUCCUCAGGACACUGACACCGCUGGGCAGAGACCAGGCCUAUCACGUGGGGCUGCGGCUCAAAGACCUGGCGCUGCCCUACACUCGUAUCAUACAGUCAACGAUGACCAGAGCCACACAGACGGCCAACAUCAUUAGCCAACACUUGCCUAAUAUUCCUGUCGACAGCUGUCACUUCAUCCGCGAGGGAUCGCCCAUACAGCCCGACCCGCCUGUCCACCACUGGAGACCAGAGCCCAAGCAGUUCUUCGAAGACGGCGCCAGAAUCGAGGCUGCGUUCCGGAAGUACUUCCAUAGAGCCGAUCCCACGCAGAAGAAGGACAGCUACGAGAUAAUGGUUUGUCACGCGAAUGUGAUCCGAUAUUUCGUAUGCCGUGCCCUCCAGUUCCCGCCCGAAGCAUGGCUUCGGUUUUCGUUACACAACUGCAGUCUCACGUGGAUUGCCAUCAGACCCAGUGGUCGGGUAGUUGUCUACACCGUGGGAGACAUCGGUCACGUGCCGCCCAACAAAAUGACCACUACUUAG
This is a messenger RNA of Oppiella nova, 656 nucleotides long. The record is from the annotation of a GenBank genome assembly. Lineage: Eukaryota; Metazoa; Arthropoda; Arachnida; Sarcoptiformes; Oppiidae.